CUUGCUUUGGGGAGUUGUGUGGGAAAAGACAACUCAAGUCGGUUUCACAUGAGUGUUUAACGUCAAUCGCGCGGAGAAUUGUGGGAUACGCGCUGUUUAACGGAAGCUGGGCUGCUGGGUCGUGGCGGUGCCGCCAGGGGGCGCUGCGACAUUAAUCCCCCACCUCUCGCUGCGGGGUGUCUCUUGCCGAAGCCGACGUGCUGCGCUGCUGUAGUGAACAGUAGUGGUAAGGAUAAGCGGUGUCGGCAGUACCUUUCCGAUUGAAGGCUGCCGCAAUGUCUUCAUGGGUGAAGGUUACGCGAGGCCGGAUGCCCAAGCCCGUGCCCAAUGGAGGGAGCCGGAAUGGACCAGGAAGGAUUCCUUUCCUCCUAAAUAGCAUCAAGCCCUACAGGCCAUUCAGGCAGACCCCAUACCCAGUGAGAAAGGAGAGGAAGGAAGGCUAUGGUGAGGAGUAUGAGGACAUGCAAAGCUUUGAAGAACUGCUGGAGCAACAGCACGACUAUUCGUCCGCGACCGAAGACUCUUAUGAAAGAUAUCAGUAUUCCCAGAACGCUUCCAAGAAUUACACCCAGGCUGACAAGCGCAGCUCCUUGUAUCAGCAGUUCUACAAGCAGAUCCAGGAGGAGUACGACAAGCAGCGGCCUGCGGACUGCGUGGUCCUGUCCGUCACGAAGCAGCAAACGGAUUAUGCAAAAUCGAUAGGCCACUGUUUGCAGGACCGCGGCCUUGUGGUGGAAAUGAUUUACCUGCAGUCUGAAUCGGGGCUCACCCGCGCCCUGCAAGACGUCCGCAGUGACGGUUCCGCAUUUUGUAUUCUCAUCGAGCAGACAAACGUAGCUCUUUCCUCUUGCACCGUAAUCAUUUUUUAUGAGUCUCUCAAAAUUCACCGCAACAUGCCGUCGGACCGCGCCAUGGAAUUCGUGACGGCGGAGUUCGGGCGCGUGCACGCGGAGCGGCAGGAGAAGGAGAGGGAGGAGAUUGCGGUGAAGGCGGCCGACCUGGCCGACGACUACCUGGAGAGGGAGAAGUGCGACAAGCACGCCGUUCCGCUGAGCACGCGGCACCUGCUCUUCCUGCUGGGCGAGGGCAAGCACCUGUACGGCGAGGAGCUGAGCACCCUGGCCGAGUACAUCCGGAGCCGGCAGGAGGAGCUGCAGGGACCUCCUCCAGAGACGGACAGCAGCUCUUACCUUGGGAUGAGGAAGCUCCUGCCCAGCGGGUUGAGUAAGCCGCCCCCUCUGCUGCCCACGCCGGGACGUCCUCCUCUGCUGGAACACCCUGGGCACCCUCAGGGAAAGCAAGCACCUCUCCUGCCCACACCAGCAGGUCCCUACCCCAAAACAAAGCCUCCCCCACUGCUGUCCAUGCAAGGGCGCCAGGGGCCCCCACAUGGCGCACCACUGCCGCCCCAGAAACGCCUCUUAAUGGGAGACAAGCCAGGUCUGCUGCCCAUCCCAGGGGGCCCAUCGAGACCAAACAUGCCAAGGCGCUAACUGAUGCCAGGAGGCUUCUGAAGGCGGAGAGCACCCUGCUCUGAACUGACCACUUGCCAACCUUCUUCAGUGUUCUGUUUAAGACUGGGACAGCCUGUGCGUCUUGCUCUCUCCUGCCUUUAUAAACCGUUUGUGUCUGGAACACCCCACCUGUCUCUCUGUCUGAAGAGCUGCAUGAGGAAACAAAGGCCCAAUUCCAGUUUGGACCACAGAGUAGAGCACCGACGGAGAAGGAUUCCUCAUUGCAUCCUGUAUCCAUUGUUAAGGGAAAAGCCCUAAAUGGAAAAAGGAAAAGAAAAUUUGCUCAAUCUAUUGUCUGUGACAUGGAUGCAAGAUUGAAAUUUCAGUGUGCCGCUGCUCAAAUCCCUUUUGAACUGUUAGAUUGGUCCAGGGACACUCCCACGGGUCCUGAGAGCUCCCUGAUUCUUUUUUCACUCCCCUGUAGAUGAAAAUGGCACAUUCAUGGGGCACGUUCAGCCCCUAGCCUGCUCAUGUCUAGAGUGUCUUGAAAUGCUCUUGUACAGCCAGUAAGGUAGAUAAGGCCCUGUGCUUUAAUUUGUUGUGUUUACACAGAAUACCUGGUGCUGUUGUGUUCUGAAAAUAGGAGACAUUUUUUUAGGUUUUGUAAAUUGACAACAGUAGCUCAGCAGGUGUAGCAGUGUUUAAAUUAGCCAUGACACUGGGAGCACUGGUAGGAGUACUGUUCGGUUUUGUUUAUUGUAUUAAAUCCAUAAAAUGUGCCAAGCUCAUUUCUGAUUUGACUUCUGCAGCAGUGGUGUUCUUUUAUGGCAUAUUGGUGUUAUUAAGGCCAGGCCAGGGUGUGUAAAGCUUAGUUUUAGUAGUUGCACCUUUCACAUUCACUGUACUAACAGUACAUCUUAUCAGCUUCCUGCUAGGAGACAAUUUAGGUAUUGUUUUGACAGCUUUAGGUGACUUGUCUUUCAGGUACCUCAUUUGAACAUUUAAAAUGUUUUGAAAGUAGGAAAAUCCAUUUGUAUUGGUUUUUUUUUGUUGGUUAAUUUCAGUAUGUCCCUUGUCCUUUCUGUCCGAUCCUGUUUCAGGAGUGUGCAGGACAGAUAUGCAUUCUGUAACAGUGACUAACUGUGAUUCAGGACUGCAGGUCUUGCACACUGCCUCGAUACACAUUAUUAUGAAGCUCACCUUUAGGUGACUAUCCAAGACCACCUUUAUAUUUCUAUAUAAGUGCUGUUUUUUAUUUUUUUAAUCAUAUUUACUUAAUUUUGCUUUUUUGAAAAAACACAUCAUUCCCAGCUUAGUAUAACACUGUAAGUUGCUAAUAUGUUGAAAUGUCGUGUGCCAUUGCAGUGCGCUUCUGUAGCCUGGCUAUAAACUAUAGGCUAGGCUUUAUACCAUCAAGCAUAUUACCAGCAUGUGGUCUAAAAAUACUUUGUCUGAGCUAAAUAAAUGUUUGAUUCCAUACAUUACUACUCAAUUUUUAAUUUAUUUUUUAAAAUAACACCUUUAAAUGGAAAGAUGGGUGGAGUAUGUUGUCCCAAUUCCUCUGUCCAAAUUUGUUUUGAAGAGUUGAACCAAAUCGUAGCCUACACAAUAUUCCCACAAGGUGGCGCUAGUGACUCAGAGACGAGUUUUGGAAUGACUGCGUCUCUUCCUUAUGGUGAGGUGCAAACUGAGACUGCUUUGUUUCUUAAUUUCUACUGUUUAUUUAGCCUAGUAUUCACAUCUUUAUUUUCCACCUUUAAUCAUGUCAGAUAUACUGUGUGUAUAUUUAGACUGUAUUUGCAUAGUCCUAAAAAUGGUACAGUAUUUUGAUGUUAUGGCUAAUUUGGCUAUUUUUAUCAAAAGUAUUAUGCAUGAAAUAAUUCACGUAACUAAUUGUAUUAAAAAACAGUUAUCCAGACUUUCUAAAUAUUUUUCUAUUGUUACAAAAAAACAAUGCAACAGAAAUCUGAAUAUUGGAGACAUACCUGUAGUUCUUGAACUCGAAUUCACACUUGUCUCUUCGGCCUUCAAAUCUUGUUUUUGUGUCUCUUGAAGAUUGUUUUUAUAAACGCAAAACAAAACUAGAAUAUUGCUUUUUCCUCCCAAAAAUGUAUUAUAUACCAAUCUUUGUCGUUUAAAGGAUAUUAAAAUCUUUACAGCUUGCUGAAGGAUUCAUGUGCAGUGUCAUGGGAUUGCUCUACUAGAUUUACUAUUCAUUAGAAUUGCUUUUUGCUGACAUGACAUGCAAAUAAAAAUGACAUAAUCCCUUUUGCAGUGUAGAAUACGAACCCACUGGUGCAUUCCUCUGCGUAAAGAUUGUUUUUGUAUUCCCCUUUUAUUAACUCAUGAUAAAAAACAAUUCCAAACGAGAACCUAAUUUCAUGCGUUUUAUCAAAUGGUAGAAGAGUAACUUAAGUUUAAGAGACAAACUUAUUUAACCAUGGGUCAAUAAAGAUCUUUGUGAAUAGCUUCA
This is a messenger RNA of Lepisosteus oculatus (spotted gar), 3927 nucleotides long. Its product is annotated as nuclear receptor coactivator 5. Lineage: Eukaryota; Metazoa; Chordata; Actinopteri; Semionotiformes; Lepisosteidae. The record is from RefSeq and is a predicted model, not a curated record.